AUGGCGUCCAACCGCAGUAUGCUGGAUCGCCUCUCGUGCAGGCAAGUACUGAACAUCAUGGUGAUCCUCGGUUUCAUGCUGAACUAUAUGCUGCGCGUGAAUCUAACGAUAGCAAUCGUCUCGAUGGUGAUACCGAGCAACAGUAGCAGUCAACAUUCGCAUUCCAACGAAUCGGCAUUGGUGCUGGAUGAGUGCGCUGCCCGGACGACAAUGAUGAACGACCUCACCCUAAUCGGCGACACCAGGACCUCGGUGGUCGACGUUGCCGUUAAUAGAGUCAACAAGACGAACAAUGACACUGCGUUCGCUCCAGCGUUCCCACAGUGGUUCCACAAGGAGGAACGAGCGCAGAUCAAGUAUCCUUGGAACGAAUAUCAGGUCAACCUGAUUCUCGGCAGCUUCUUUUGGGGCUACAUCUGCACGGAGAUACCGGGCGGCCGGCUUGCAGAAGUUAUCGGUACCAGACGAGUUUUCGGCUACAGCAUGUUGGUGUCAAGCUUCAUCACCCUGUUGACACCGUUGGCGGCCAACUUCGGCUACACCACGGUCGUCAUACUGAGAGUCAUACUGGGAUUCAUGCUGGGUGCCACCUGGCCUGCCAUCCAGCCAAUGACUGCUCGAUGGAUUCCACCGACGGAGCGUAGCAAGUUCGUCUCUAACAUGAUGGCCUCGUCGCUCGGCGCCGCGAUAACCAUGCCGAUAUGCGGCUUCCUGAUCGCCUCGCUCGGCUGGGAGUCCGUCUUCUACGUGACCGGCGUGAUCGGGAUUAUAUGGAGCGUGGCAUGGUUCUUGCUGGUGUUCGACUCGCCCUCGCAGCAUCCGCGCAUCAGCGUUGAAGAGCGCCGCUAUAUCGAGGAUUCGAUUGGAGCAACCGCCACAACCAAGCAUUUGCCAGUGCCAUGGCGUUCACUUAUCACUUCGGGAGCCGUCUGGGCUAUCGUGGUAACGCACGCGUGCAGCGUCUUCGGUUACUUCACCGUCGUCAAUCAACUUCCGACUUACAUGAAGUACAUUCUGCACUUCAAUAUUAAGGAAAACGGGCUGCUAUCCUCGUUGCCUUAUCUCGGCAAAUACAUCUUCGCAAUUGUGACAUCUACUCUGGCUGAUUACCUGCGUCGCACCAACAAAUUAUCCGUUACUGCGAUCCGUAAAAUUUUCACGACGUUCGCUGUGCUAAGUCCCGGUUUUCUCAUGGUGGUCCAAGCAUAUUAUGGUUGCGAUCGCGUGGCAUCAGUCACCAUAUUCACUAUCGCCCUGACGAUAAAUGGCGCCGUGACAGCUGGUUAUCUCGGGAAUGGUCUCGACAUCGCGCCCAACUUUUCCGGGACGAUUUUCGGUAUUGCUAACACCUUCAGCUCGAUGGGCGGUUUCCUCAGCAGCUUUAUGGUCGGCACUAUCACGUACAAGAAUCAAACCUACACGCAGUGGACUAUCAUAUUCUGGAUCCUGGCGGUUACUUAUUUCAUAGGAGCAUUGACUUUUGCCAUUUUUGGCACCGGUGAAUUGCAGAAGUGGAACAACCCGUUCAACAGCAGCCAGAAGAAGAAAAACGAGAUCACCGUGGAGGAUGUCGAGUCGAUUCCUCUCAAAAACAAAACAAUCUCGUAGCAGCGAUUAGAAAUGUUUAGAUUGUCGUAACCGUAUCCGUACGAGACAAGUACGAAUGGAGGUGUCGACUUACCGCGACACGAUAUAUUCCAAAUGGGACAGUAUUCGUUUUUAUAAUCGAAUUUUUUAAAUCGAUCAGUCAAUCUUUGAACUAGACGAUGAAUUGUAAGACAUUUCUUCAUUGCCUAGUUACUUCUCGUUUCAGAUUGCAUGGAGUACGUUUUUUUUAUUCUCUGAACGAAAGUAAUUUAUUAUCAUAAAAAUUCUUGUUCUGUAAAUAGUACAAUUCAUCAGAAUUAUACUGCAUAGGUAUAAAUUUUGAUCUUUUUUAGUUUUUCUUAUAAUUAUAUCGAGUCACGUUCGCUCUUCUUCUUAGUUCUUUCACCGAAUUCAAAACUAAUUGAAAGAGAGAGAGAGAGAGAGAGAGAAAAAAAGUUGUAGCAUGAUUCGGUGCGUUUUUAUUAUCACUAAUAUAUUAUAAUAAAUUCGUGUAGUUACCAAAGAAAGAUAAGCGAAACGUUUAGCUUAGUUUAGCGAAACUAAGCGGUUACUCGAUAUGAACCGUUGAUACAAUUUUACAAAUAAAUAGACAAAUUUUUUUAGCAAU
This is a messenger RNA of Ooceraea biroi (clonal raider ant), 2215 nucleotides long. Its product is annotated as putative inorganic phosphate cotransporter. NCBI's taxonomy places the organism in Eukaryota, Metazoa, Arthropoda, Insecta, Hymenoptera, Formicidae. Gene Ontology annotation, biological process: transmembrane transport; monoatomic anion transport. Gene Ontology annotation, molecular function: transmembrane transporter activity. Gene Ontology annotation, cellular component: membrane. The record is from RefSeq and is a predicted model, not a curated record.